This is a messenger RNA of Dracunculus medinensis (Guinea worm), 4938 nucleotides long. The record is from the annotation of a GenBank genome assembly. NCBI's taxonomy places the organism in Eukaryota, Metazoa, Nematoda, Chromadorea, Rhabditida, Dracunculidae.
AUGAGUAACGUAUCACAGCGAGCAUUCGCUUCAAAACGCAACAAAAUGACUGCAGCCGAUGUUCGUCGUCAUAUUAUGACAGGAAGUCUUCUUUUGCAUCCACAGAACAAGGAAUCGAAUAAUGCAUCUUGUCAGUCGUCGCAUUUUGUAUGCUUUUUUAUGGCAACACUAAAAUUAUUUUUUGUUCUGAAUUUAAUCGAAAUUGUUGAACCAAUUGAUAUUGAAGAUUUAUUAGCACAGCGAAAGAAUAAUUCUCUCUAUGAGCAUUCAAAUACUGCAGCAAGUCCAAGACGAUUUACGGAUUUUCCGUCAGAUGAUAUUGAAGUCCGCUUGGUUCAAAGAGAACGAUUUACUGUAGAAUCACCAGUGCCAACAGCAAUAUCAGAUGUGGAUCCUAUUGUUAAAGAUAUCAUUAAUACAUAUGAUGAUGAUUUUUCACUGGUGCAACGACUAUAUCACCAAUUUUCAAGUGGUGAUGCUUAUAUAAGAAUGCAGAUGGAACGGCCUAUCAUUGCGCGCUCAACACAAAGGCAGAUUUAUGAAACAGAAAUAGAGCGAUGCUUGCGUCGGAGUGCAAGCGUUGUAAAUGAUGAACAAGGCGUAAAGCGUGAUUCGUACGGUUCGCAUUAUUCAAUGGAUUCCAUGUGUACCGUCGGCUCAUCUUCAGGCGGAAUAGCUCGAGACGAAAAUAUUUGUCCUCACCAGCUUAAUUCUUCAGCCAGCGAUCCAAUUGUGCACGGCGUAAUCCAGCGCAUAUCAACAACACAGCUGGAUCAAAUAAAUGAGACGCGUCGUUUGUCUGGUCGUCAUAAUUUGUUAAUAAACUUAUUGACGCCACAAGUUGAGGCUGAUGUUGUUGAACGACGUUCUCCAGCUCCAUUUCCUUCAGAGCCGAGUGGCCAGAAGUUACUUAUCAAAAUUUUAAAUCUUCAAUUGGAACCAAAAUUCGAACCGAUAUUUGGCUCUAUUGCUUUAUUUGAUGUGAAGGAUAAGCGGAAGAUUUCGGAGAAUUUUUAUUUCGAUUUGAAUGAUGAUUCGCUACGCGAAAUGAUUUCACGUCAUGUUGCUCGAGUCGAUGAUACUAGUAAAUGUACACAGGCACUUUUCAGCAUAAAUCGUGCUAUCAGUGAUGUUUUUAUUGUCAUUAAGUUGGAGAAAAUUCUACAACCCUGUGAUAUAAGCGAUACCUGUGAACCGUAUAUAAAAGAAGAUGUAAAUAAAGAACGGCUUUCUCAAGUAGCUCGUCAGUAUUGUGAUAGGCUUGGUGCAUAUAGAAUGCCGUUAGGUUGGGUUGCAAUUGACUUAAUGCGUUUACUGAAUGGGGCUCAAUCUUUGGAGAAAAAUGACACAUCAAGCUUGGGUACGGGUGCCCUGCAACAAUCACUUGUUCGAUCUGAAGCAGAAUAUCUUUCAAUUUCUCCUGUUCCUUUCUGUGAUACUGACAGUAUAAUUAGCGCUGAUAGAGUAUCAUGUUCAACUUUGGGCACAUUUCGAAGAAUCGGCAGUGCUACGUCGUCAACAGUGUUUAUUAAUAAUCAGAAGUCUCGCACACCCCUUCAAAAACGUAAAGCAGCUGCAGUGUAUUAUGGACAAGUAGAUGCGAUUUCAGCUGCUGAAUCAAUUGAACUUCUUGGCAAAGAAUCGAAUUUCGAUGCUUCAUCAUUUGCUGGUCUUCAGCCUCUUUUGUUGAAUCUGAAUUCUUUCUUCCGACAAGAAGCUGAUCGGUUGAGUGAUGAAGAUCUUUGCAAAAUGUUGGCCGAAAGUCGAAAAGGUGGUUCAAAAAUAGCUCGACUUAAAACUUUCCCAGUUAGUCUAAAAAUGGAAAUUUCAAAAGGAAACCGUGAAUCUUUAAUGAGAUUUACUCCUGAGCUUUUACGAGUGCAUCCUUAUGUUUCUGGAAACACGUCAGAUAUGGUGAAAGAAGUUGUUGAAUUUCCAGGCAAAGGUGUAUACACAGUAAAUGCUUUUUAUAGGAAUCUAUUGUUUGUGUAUCCUCGGUAUGUAAAUUUGUCUAGUCGAUCUGGUGCUCGUAAUAUAUCGAUUCGUGUAGAGCUAAUGGAUAGUCACGAACAUCCAGUGCAUUCAUUAUUCGGCAAAUCUAGUUGUACAGCCAUAAUGGAAGAAGAAGUUGAAAUGCCCAUCGGAUAUUCGUGGAUACCAUUAUAUAAAGAAGGACAUCUACAAACGGGUGACUUCAUUCUUCCAAUAGCUCUGGAACGGUUACCGAUGAGUUAUGGCUAUCUGUCGCCUGAAGUGAAUCUGCCAAAUAUAAAAUGGCUUGAAGGUCAUAAGCCAUUAUUUAAUGUUACUUUAGAAGCUGUCUCGACAGUUCAUACUCAGGAUCGUCAUAUCGAUGCAUUUCUUCACGCUUACCAGUCAUUAGUUUCUUCAAAUAAUCCGUCAAUUUGCGAAGAAAAUCUGAAAAUAUUGAUACGUGGGCUGAUAAAAGCUCGUCCCGAGCCUAUGGUCGCAUUUCUUUAUAUAAUUAUGGAUAAGCUACUCGGAUUGAUUGCAAAUCCGCCUUUUUCAGCUGCUGUUUCUGCUGUGUGCUUUGAAGUGUUAGGGCAGCUUGUCAAGAUAUGCACUGUGCUUUUAGAUGGUUUUAGUGAUGCUCACGGACGAAGUUCCCUCCUUACUACCUAUAUCCAUUACCACAAAAUUUCUCUUAAAGGUGAAAUUUUUAUUUUACUUAGAUCGAAUUUAGAAUUACAUGGCACGUACAACAGACAUAAUUCUCGCAUGGACCAUAGCAGUCAAUCUUCUGAUUCCUCCGAAAGUCGGCAGUUGAUAGAUUUAAUAAGUAGGUGUUUAAUGGACAUUUUAGAUCAUGGCACUGGAUAUUUAAAAAAUUUUUGGUCUGAAUUUUCAGAAGACUUUGAACGCUCUACGUUCAUGAAAGCCUCCGGCGAAGAUGAUAUGAAAGGAGCAUCAACUAAGUUAAUGCAUGAAGAAAUUGUUCUUCAGUGGGUUACAAGUUGUUCGGCUGCAAGAGAAAUGGCGUUUCUAAAUGCUUGGUUUUUUCUCGAGCUUAUGGCAAAUUUUUUCUCUUAUCUUUUUUAUUUAAUAUAUGUUCAAUUUUUAAAAACUAGUAUCAAAAAUGUAAAAUCAAUGGCGGAAUAUUUAUCGAUAUCAAAUCGACUAUAUUUGCCUCGCAAAUUGAGAUUUAGUGAGACAUUCAUACAGGACUUGAAUGUAUUAUCAUUUGCAAUUAUCGCUGAAGUUAUUGCGCGUGCAGCUAAAGAUCCGCGCCAGGCUAAGUGUAUCAGUGCUUCAUGGGCGUUUUUUCUCCGCGAUUCUUUUUCUCUAAUGGAUCGUUCUUACAUUAUGAACCUAAUUAGAGUUUUCAAUCGGGAUCUAGCUACAAAAAUAUCUUCUUCAUCCGAUCCACUUACAAUAACAUUAAUGUUAAUAAAAUUGGAUUUUAUUCGUAUAGUUUCAUCGCAUGAGCAUUUUAUUAUGCUAAAUAUACCAUUCGCAACUGUGCCUUUAUCCAUGACAACCAGUCAUUCUGGAGUUAUAGUAAUUGGAUCAUCUGAUGGCAUGUCCAUAACUAGAAAUAUUUGCCAAGCUGUUGCCCCACAAGUGCAUCCACAUAGUCCAAGCAACUCAAGUCUUUGUAGCAGAUCUUCUAGUCAAGUAGCCGAAUCACAUGGAUCCAUUGGCUCCUUAGAACUCACUCCUGAAUUCAGAUCCAGACACUUUUUAAUUGGUUUGGCUUUAGCUGAUCUAGCUGCCGUUUUAGAAACUUCUAGCGAUUUACUUCAUGCAAGGGCUAUUACGCUUAUAAGGAAUUUAUUGUCGACUCACGAAGCUGAUUCUCGACUUCUUGAUCCAUCUGUUAAAGCUCGUGUCGCAUCACUUUACUUGCCUCUUAUUGGAAUAGUAUUAGAUGCAUCUGCACAGCUUUACGAUCCUUACUGGAAGGGUUUGUCUACGAGAAACAGCGUUUGCUAUGGAAUUUCUAAUUCGAUUAGCCGGCCAUAUAAUGAAGGCGAUGGCACUGCAACUUUAAACGAUAAGCUUAUGCUAGCAAUAGGCGGAAUGAAUAUUUCUUCACCUACAUCUCCACAAAUAGAUCGCCUGGUUAUACCAGUCGUCAGACCUAUUCUUUCAUCGGAAUGCACUCGUCAGUUACUCGCAUGCUUUUGUUGGACUUUAAAAAAUAUGGAACGUCAAGUUCUUCGCCAUUGGAUAUGUGAUCUUAUUCCGCAUCGCCUUUCAUUGUUUCUUGAUGUGCUUCAGUUAUCUGUUUCUUGCUUCGAAUAUAAAUGCGCUAUCACUACUAUGGUGAAUAAUGAGAUUGCUGAGGAAAACAACUGGGGAAAGUCAGAUGAUGUCGGCGUAGAGCAGUUUACUUCCAAGGAACUGAUGAAGAAAAAAUCACGAAAUUGCGAAAAUGAAGGUAUCAGAUGGCGUAAAGAAAAUAAUGACAAAGAUUCAUGGAAAAGAAACAGUAUCGGAGAUCAGCUGAAUGAAGAAAAUGCGACAGUUAAUGAUGAUGAGGCUACUUUGGAAGCAUCAUUGUGUACUGAAAUUCCUUUAAUUGUUUUGGACACUCUCGAACUAAUUUUGCGUAUUGUAUCCAUUCCUGGGUCUGACCAACUUUUUUUUGUUUUGUCGUCCGUCUUGCGAAUCUUGAUGCAUAUGCUUGCUUGUAAUCAAUCAGUGGAAACGCUGGAAAAUAUAUUUGCCAGUCAACGCGCUAUUGUCAUUAAAUACCCGGAUCUACUUUUUGAACAAGAAACUGAACAAUGCGCUGAAUUAUGCUUGCAUCUUCUACGGCACUGCGCCUCUCGGCUACCUAUGAUCCGUUCACAGGUCAUUUUCACUCAUUCGUUCUUUUGUAUUCAAGGUUUUAAAAAAGUACAAUAUGGAAAAGUGGUAUCUGCAGUUAGAGAAAAAUAUCAUUUGUAUUUUAAAAAAUUAUUGCUUCUUUAG